Molecule: messenger RNA, 3319 nt
Organism: Cuculus canorus (common cuckoo)
Lineage: Eukaryota; Metazoa; Chordata; Aves; Cuculiformes; Cuculidae
Product: noggin-2-like
Exons: 1
Coding region: 16-633 (205 amino acids)
Biological process (GO): osteoblast differentiation; negative regulation of BMP signaling pathway; dorsal/ventral pattern formation
Source: RefSeq, a predicted model, not a curated record
CUAGGAGCGCGGAGCAUGAGCGCGAUGCGGGCGCUGCUGUUCUGCUCCUGCCUGGCGCUGCUGCCGCGGCCGGCGGGCGCGCAGCCCUUCCUGCGCCUGCGCCCGUCUCCCAGCGACAACCUGCCCGUCAAGGACAUCGUGGAGCACCCGGACCCCGAGUACGACCCGAAGGAGCAGGACUUGGACGAGAGGACUCUGCGCAAGAAGCUGGGCGGCCACUUCGACCCGGGCUUCAUGGCGGUGGCGGCGCCGGGGAACGCGUCGGGGGCGUCGGGGGCGGCGAGGGGCCGGGCGCUGCCCGCCGAGCUGCGGCGCCUCGAGCCGGGGCCGCGGCUGCGCCUGGGCAAGAAGGCGAGGCGCAAGGUGCUGCAGUGGCUGUGGGCGCACACACGCUGCCCCGUGCUCUACGCCUGGAAGGACCUGGGCGUGCGCUUCUGGCCGCGCUACAUCAAGGAGGGCAACUGCCUGGCCGAGCGCUCCUGCUCUCUGCCCGAGGGGAUGUUCUGCAAGCCCGUGCGCUCCGUCACCAAGACGUUCCUGCGCUGGCACUGCCAGGGCUGGUCCAGCCAGAAGUACUGUACCUGGAUCCCCGUCCAGUACCCCCUCAUCGCCGAGUGCAAGUGCUCCUGCUAGCCCCACGCCCACCCCCGGCACCCACCUGCACUCGGGAUGGUUCUCGGGUUCACCCACCUUCAUCCGGGGUCAGUUUUACCCACCUUCGUCCAGGGUCGGUUUUACCCACCUUCGCUUGGGAUGGUUCUCGGGUUCACCACCUUCGUUUGGGGUCUGUUUUACCCACCUUCAUUCAGGGUGGUUCUCAGUUUUACCCACCUUUGUUCAGAGUCAGUUUUACCUGCCUUGAUAUGGGGUGGUUCUCCGUUUUACCCACCUUCACUUGGGAUGUUUCUCCAUUUCACCCAUCUGCACUCAGGGUGGUUCUCGGUGUCACCCACCUUCAUUCGGGGUUGGUUUUACCCACCUUCAUUCGAGCUGGUUUUCAGUUUUACCUUCAUUCAGGGUGGUUUUCGGAUUCACUCACCUUCAUUAGGGGUGCUUUUUGGUUUCACCCGCCUUCGCUCGGGGUGGUUUUCAAUUUCACCCACCUUCAUUUGGGGUGGUUUACAGAUUUUUGGACUUCUUUUAAUGUUAUUUUAUUCGAAAGGGGAAAAGCAUACCCAGGAACUGCAGGGCAGGCCAAAGGCACAGUAAAGCACUACAAUCAGAUGUCUAUUUUUAUACAUAUAUAGCGUCUAACAAAAGGGAAUAAAAACUAAAAAAGAAGAAAAAAAAAAAAAAACAAGAAAAAAAACACUACCAGCAGUGUAAAUAGAGAGAUUUUAAAGGAAGAGGGGGGAAAUCGCAGCUGUUUUUUAUUAUAAUAAUUAUUAUUGCUAUUAUUAUUAUUUUAAAGACAUAGGACCACAUUUUAAACCCAUCCCCACAGAACCUGAGCUCUUUCCUGCUGAAAGAAAGGGCAGAAAUUUCCUGUAAAGACGAUUUUAUCAAAAGGAGAACGGGGGAGGGAGGGCUAAAAAACAAGAGAAGAAAGAAUGGCAGCAUCCCCAAAGGCGGUUGUUUCUCUGUGCUGUAUUUUUUUUUUUUUUUUGUCUUUUUCAGCCCUUGUCACUGAUGUUUGAACUAAUUUGCCAAGCUCUCUAGGGUGUUGUUUUGUUUUGUUGUUUUUUUUUUUUUUAAGUGUAUAACAAUUAACUAAGGAGGAAAUUUUAAAGAAAAGUACAAAUCUAUGAAAGAGUGGAAUCGUUUUGUUGUGUGGGAAUACAUAUAGUCAUGUAGAGAUGUUAAAGGAAAUUUUCUGUGUACAGUUUAUUUAUUUUUAACGUUUGUGUAUAGGAAAAAAAAAAGCUAGAGAUUAUGCCAGAAACUAUUGGAAAUGUUUACUUGAAUAUUCCUUUAAAAACAUAUCAAUGUAAAUAUGAGCUAUCACUGAGCAAAACAUUUUUAGCAAUAAACUCUAUCUUUGAAGAAAAACCCCACACUGCACCCCAGCUCCCUGGGAGCCUGGCGGAGACAGGAAUUCUUGCGCGGAGGAGGUGAUGAGUAAAGGGCUUUGCCUGGGCCACACUGGUGUCAGUCGCGGGACAUCAUGACAGUUGGUAGCGCUCCAGCGCUUUAAGGCUCUUUGGGAUCCUUCUCGGGGUUUGCUUUGCGUAUAUAACCUGCUCAGGAGGAAAAAAAGACACGAGAGAAGAGGCUUAUAAUGCAUAACAGAGCUGCGAUGUCCCAGACAGGAGGCAGCAUCUGAAGUCCUUGGGAGAGUCCUGCUUCGUGUCGCCCUGCAUGCUCUGUGGCUCUUGGAUUGGGCACUCCUGCUGGCAGAGGAAGCAGUCGAGGUUGCCGCCCCGGCAACCAAAGCGCCUGGCACAGCUCAGCAGCCCCAUGGGUAUCAGAACAAAUGUUUUUUUUCCCAGCUGCUGCCACUAGCACAGGAGGGAAGGAUGGAAAGGAGCCGUGUGCCCAGCCCUGCUGCCGUGACAGAGCCCAGAGCUGGCAUCUCUGCCCUGCGCGCAGCCAGGAGUGUGCUGGGGUCAGGAAGAAGCACUGCUCCUGCCAGGGUCCUGUGUGCCCUCUGCUUGCCACCCUCAUGGGCUGAGCCUGUGGGACCCCCUGCUCUCCUGCUAGAGCUCAUGGGACGUGGGUGAGGGCGAGAUGAGAGGUCUCUGCAUGGACAGGCUGUCGGCAGCCGGUGGGGGCCAAGGCCAGCACUGGUGAGCAGAGGCACUGGCAGUGUAAGCCCACUGCCUAUGGAGAUCCAUCUGUCUGUCUGUCUUGUCUGUCACAGGGCUUGGAGUGAGGCCCUGACGGGCUGCCAGGUUGUUCCCCCAGCGUGCUCUGCGUGGGCUGCCGGUGCUGGAGGGGAAGGUCUGGCUGUUCCCUCCAGAGUCUGAAACGCGCCUGGCAUCCCUGAGGAACAAACCGCUGCUGAAGGCCCUCGCCAGCGAGGAGCCACACUCCGCCAACCCGUCUGCUGAGCAGCCGGGAGCUCCCAUCCCCUCCAGCUCGGCACACAGCGGAGGAGAGCACAGGACACCGAGCCUGUGGGAAGGCACUGGGAUGCUCUAAGGGGUCUCACUCACAUCCCUCUGCCUUCCUGCAAGGGGACCACAGUCUGGCGAGCCUGGAGGUUGUGCGCAGAGAGAGGCCAAAACAGGGAGAGAGCUUUUCUAAUGGGCAUGAUGGGAACAAGGUAAGAGGGACAGUGACACCCAGCAGACAGUGUCCCUGCAGAGCCCUGGCCCAUCCGCUCAGCCCCGCAUGAGAAGGCAGGUUGGCCUUUCCACGCAUCCAUCGGCGUGGGACU